Molecule: messenger RNA, 638 nt
Organism: Theobroma cacao (cacao)
Lineage: Eukaryota; Viridiplantae; Streptophyta; Magnoliopsida; Malvales; Malvaceae
Product: heavy metal-associated isoprenylated plant protein 47-like
Molecular function (GO): metal ion binding
Source: RefSeq, a predicted model, not a curated record
AAGCAUAAGAAUAUUCCUCGCAAGUUUCCCAUAAAUUGGGGAAUUAAGAAUCUUUCUUUUCAUUCUAAGCUGCUUUAGUAUCUUAGAUACUGAUAAUCAGAUAUGACGCAAAAGAUAGUGAUCAAGGUGAAUAUUCACUGUGAGAAAUGUCGAACGAAGGCUUUGAAGAUAGCUGCUACGACACAUGGUGUCAAUGAGGUAGCAAUAAAAGGGAAAGCAAGAGAUGAACUGACGGUGAUUGGAAAUGAAGUUGAUUCGGUUAAGUUGGCUUGUAGUCUUAGAAAGAAGCUUCGGAAUGCUACCAUAGUGAGCGUCGAAGAGAAGAAAGAGGAGAAGAAAGAUGAGAAAAAAUAUGAAUAUUUUCCAAGUUAUUAUGCCCACUAUCCACAGUACUUAGUAUCUGAAGUGGCUCGCGAUCCAUACCAACCAACUUGUUCCAUCAUGUGAUAGACAUUAUCAAAUUUUAGUAUCUCAGACUUAUAUUGCAUCUUAUGAUAUUGCCUAGGGUGUGCAAAGGGCAUCGUGAAUUCAGUGUUGUUACUGAUAUGAUUUUCAGAGACUUCUGCAGCUGAUUAGAAUUUAGUUAUAUAUAUCAAUGCAACCUUGAAAACUUCAUGUUUAGCAUGUACAUCUAUUAU